This is a messenger RNA of Cavenderia fasciculata, 2037 nucleotides long. RefSeq lists its product as uncharacterized. The transcript has 3 exons. Bases 1 to 2037 code for a protein of 678 amino acids. NCBI's taxonomy places the organism in Eukaryota, Evosea, Eumycetozoa, Acytosteliales, Cavenderiaceae. The record is from RefSeq and is a predicted model, not a curated record.
AUGUCAUUGUUCUCUCAUCAGCACAAUCAUCAUCUCAAAAUGUCUACAAUUCUACUCUUUAUAACGGUGUUGUUGCUGUUUGUUUCAACGAUGAGUUGCAUCAACAAUACUACUACCACCACCAAUACUACUACCACCAACGAUGAUAACAAUAUAAAGAGAGACAACUAUACUUCUAUAAUACCAUCAACAUCAUCGUCAUCGUUAUCUGAUAAUAGUAAUGAUACUCGUAAACAUGGUGGUAACAAUAAUAAUAACAACAAUAAUAAUAAUAAUAAUAACAACAAUAUUAACGGAAAUAAUAAUAACAAUAACAAUAACAAUAACAAUAACAAUAACAAUAACAAUAAUAAUAACGGAAAUAACAACAAUAACGGAAAUAACGAUAACGGAAAUAACAAUAAUAACAAUAACGACAAUAAUGGAAAUAAUAAUCAUGAUAAUGGAAACAAUAAUAACGGAAACGGUAACCAUAAUGGAAAUGGAAACCAUAAUGGAAAUGAUAAUGGAAAUGAUAAUAAUGGAAAUGACAAUGGAAACAAUAAUAACGGUGAUGAUAAUAAUGGAGAUAAACCAAAACCAAUCACAACGGUUAGUAUUACAACUACAUAUAGUAUUACAACCAAUAAUGGAGCGUCAUCAUCUUCAACUAGUUCAUCACCCAAUGGAGAAGGAACGGGAUCGCCAUCUUCUUCCUCUACUUCAUCUACUACUGGACCAGCAUCUACUUCCUCUACUUCCUCUGUCACCUCUGCCUCAACAGGACAGACACCAGUUCCUGUUCCACCAGAUGGAUCAUCUUCAUCUUCAUCUUCAUCCCCAACUUCAUCUUCAUCUUCAUCGUCAGUAACUACAUCGUCAGUUACUACAUCAAAUAAUGGACCAAUUGAACCAACGUCCUCAUCUUCAUCAUUUGAUUCAUCUGAUGCAAGUGACUCUGAUAGUGAUAGUAAAGAGAAUGAAGAAUGGGAUAAUAAUAAUGAGCCAAUGAAAUGUUAUAAUGUACCAAAUGAAUUUAUUAAACCAACAAAGAGAUAUAUGCCAAAUCAAUGUUCAUUCCUUCAACAAGAUGAUUCAAAUGAAUUAAGUUGUUGUACGGCACAAGAUAAAAUCAACUUCCCAGAUAGGGAUAGCGUUGUUUAUAAUCAAGUGGAUGGAAUGUUUGUUGAUUGUUUUGAUCGAAAGAUAUCCAAUUACACCUACAAGACUGUAGAGUUGAAUGGAUCGACACCAGAUUUGACAGCUCCAUUCCAAGACUUUAAUGUAGUGGACAAUAGACAAGCCUAUCAAACAUGUGUCGAACAUCUCUACUCUCUUCAAUGUAUAAGAUGUAGCGUCGAUCAUAAAUCGAUACUUGGUCGACCAUUUAUACCCGAAAAGCCAUUUAUAUUCAACUCUACCAUUCCACCACUAUUUUAUAUCUAUCUCAACGAAUCUGGCCUAUAUCAUGAAGCCUAUGAGAAGUAUAAAAAUUCAUCAAAACAUAAUAAUAAUGGUAAUCAUAAUGGUAACGGUAACGGAAAUGGUAAUGUAAAUUAUUUAAAACGACAUAAAAGAGGUUAUGGGGGCUAUGGUAAAAAUAAGAAAAAUCCAUAUCUUGGAAAACCUGUUGUACUUUGUCAAAGCUAUUACGAUCAAUUGUCAGAGUAUUGUCAAUACGUAAAGAUUAGAGGUAUUCCAUUCCAAGAUAUGUUUUAUACACCAAUUACAAACAACUUUAUGGGUAAAGCUCCAGACUCUGGCUACCAAAAUGAACAAAUCAAAACGGUUCUUUCACUCGAUGGAAUAGACACAUUUUUGGUUUCAGAUCGUAACUGUUUCUUUAGACCUCUUCCAGAUCUACCAGAAUACGAAUGUUCGGUCGUCACUGCAGCUCAUAGAUGGAUCAAUCCCAACCUUCCAAUUCCAAUGGGUGCUGAUCAAUAUAAAAGUGAUUCCUCGAGGAAUCACAAUCCCAACAACCACUUUGUAUAUUUUAUUUCAACCACCAUUGCAUUGAUAACUUUAAUAAUAGACCAAAAGACAUCAAAUCAAUAA